Molecule: messenger RNA, 1656 nt
Organism: Alternaria incomplexa
Lineage: Eukaryota; Fungi; Ascomycota; Dothideomycetes; Pleosporales; Pleosporaceae
Exons: 4
Coding region: 1-1656 (551 amino acids)
Source: RefSeq, a predicted model, not a curated record
AUGAAGGCAAUCAGCUUCGUUGUAGCAUGCCUCGCCGCGCAUGCAAGUGCUGCAGUACCAAAACGUAGUAACACAGUACUUUCUUCUAAUGCCCAAGAUCUUUUCGACUGGUCUAUGCACAUUCAAGACAACCGCUAUGACGCCUCUUACAACUUCAUCCAGUACUCCGACAAGGGAGCAUGGUCUGUUCGCUUCACAGCGUGGUAUGUAGCCGGAUUGUUGCACAGGAACCAGGGAGACGAUGUGAAGCACGCAGAAGCCUCCAUCAGGAAUAUACUGGCAUGUCAAAUGACAGAAGAUUUCGACGCUCCGUGGUACGGAACAUACAAGCUAUCCCCUGAUGAACCAGAUCCAACGCCUGAUUCAGGUUUAUACGUACCGAAGAUAUACACGACCUACGACCCUAACUGGCGCGACUUCAUCGGCACGCAACUAAUCCAAAUCCUCUCCGAAUUCUCCCCCCUCCUCGCCCCCUCCCUCAUAACCUCCAUCGAAGACUCGCUCGAAAAAGCCGCCGUGGGAAGUAUGCGCCGCAACGGCACCUACCCCACAAUCGACGACAACCUAACAAUCGGCUACACGAACCCAGCUAUGAUGCGCGCUCUUCUCUGCGAAUACAUCGGCACCCGUCGAUCCAACUCAACUUUCACGUCUUUCGCGGAAGACCAAGGAAAGAAGAUAUUACAAUUAUUCCAGAGAGAAGGCGCGGAGACGGUUAGCGAGUAUAACGCGCCGACCUAUUAUGGUAUCGAUGUCUGGGCCAUGGGCGCGCAGAUCAAGUACGGUGUUGGUAAUUCUAGCAUGACUGAGGCUGCGAAGUAUAUCCUGCCGCGGAUAAUAGGUGAUUUAGCAGAGCAUUAUAAUGGGUAUCUAGGGAAUGUGGUGGGUCCGUAUGAUAGGGCGUAUACGAGGGAUAUCACGCAGCAUUCAUCCGUCUUGUCCUUAGUGCUGUGGGGUCUUUGGGGCAGGGAGCGGACGAGCCAGCCGAAGAAGAUGGAGGGGGAUUUACUGUUUGAUGUCGCUCAAGGAGCGGCUAUGGCGCUUAUCCUGGGGGGUGUGGAGGAGCUUUUUCCUGCGCAUGUGGAAAAGGUGUUUACGACGAGGGACUUCAUUGGUGAGCCGAGGUGGCUGAAUCGAACGGUUUGGGAUGAGCUCGAGGGAGGUGAACCGAGGAUCGCGUCCAGUUGGGUGAGCAAAGAGUUGAUGAUUGGAGGACAACAGGUGGAUGAAGAUGUGAACAGAGGGGAUCAGUUCGUUCCUGCUAUUGUUCAUUGGGCGGGUGAUAAGGAGCAUAAGCCUUAUCCGCUUAACACCUUCUUCGCCCUUUACCCGUCUGCAUCGUCGAUCCACGCUGUCGCCUCGCCAAACCAUCUCUCUGUUAGCUACCCGAACCGGACGCAGGAAGGAAGCGAUAUCUUUACGUUUGCGCUGUCGAAUGUGCCGCCGAGUUGGACACUAGGCACUGGACGACGCAUAACGGGGUUCGAGGAUUUGCCGUGUGUGGAGAUUGAGGUUGAGGCGGAGGGCUUGGUGAAGCAGAAUGUGACGUAUGGAACGGCGCUGAGGAACCACCUGUUCUACAACAUUUCGUAUGUGGUUCCGAAGGAUUUCGAGGGUGUGCCGAGGGUGGAGUUGGAUAUCACGUAUACGUGCUAG